Messenger RNA from Cladophialophora yegresii CBS 114405, 6048 nucleotides. RefSeq lists its product as uncharacterized. Gene Ontology annotation, cellular component: transcription factor TFIIIC complex. Lineage: Eukaryota; Fungi; Ascomycota; Eurotiomycetes; Chaetothyriales; Herpotrichiellaceae. The record is from RefSeq and is a predicted model, not a curated record. The coding region runs from base 1 to 6048 and encodes 2015 amino acids. Gene Ontology annotation, molecular function: DNA binding. Gene Ontology annotation, biological process: transcription initiation at RNA polymerase III promoter; 5S class rRNA transcription by RNA polymerase III. The transcript is spliced from 3 exons.
AUGGCGAAGAACCUCGACUCUCUGAUCGAAUUCCUGGUUGGUGAAAUCGCAGCACAAUUCCAAGGAUUGACGAUUAAUGAACUUGCGAAAUCGAUCUCUGCUUUCUAUGCGGAUCCUGCGGAAGAGCUUGGAUCGGGUUCGGCUUCGGACUCAACGAGCACAAACCGACACGUCACCGUCGACCGAUCCCUGCUCUCGAAAGUCUGGUUAUGGCUAGGACGACAUCCCGACAUAUCUCUUGGGGACAAUGGGUGCUACAACAAGAGUCCCUUGGCUCAGGUCGAGUCAGAGUUUCCCGGAUAUAUCGAUCACAGUGCUAUAGGCAGCGAGCCUCCAGAUGAGGGUGAGCCCACUCCAAGAGAUUCACGCCAUGUCAGCGCCGCAAUUGAGGAGCAACCGAAGAUCCGGAGACCACGUGUUACUGAAGGACCACGGAUCCGUCUCAAGGAAGAACGACUCUACCAGGCAAUAUGUGGGCAUCCCCCAGAUCCCAGAAGAGUUGCGCCUCUGGAGUUCGAGCUGCUGAAGUACAUCACGGCGACAAGAUCCGAUGGGAUCCUUCAGGGAGAACUUAUCCGAUCAUCUGGACAGGACAAGCGCUCCGUACCCAAGCGAACUGAUGCGUUGCAUAGCAAGGGCUACAUCAUCAAGGAAGCCGUCUUCCUCAGAGGCAAUCGGACCAGUCGUUUGACACUGAAGAAGUUUGCGAAAUCUGCUACAGUGGAUGCCGACACAUCCCAACGCCCGGGAACCAUGUUGCGGCACGUUGUCCGAAGAAUCUUCGACAUACUGACGAGUCAGACUCUUCUACCUCAAAGCAGGCUGGCAGAGGAAUUAAAUCUCAAGUCCCCAGCCAAGUCGGCUGUGCUUCAGAGAAUCGUACGGCGGCUCGAGAGGCUUAAAUUGGUCAAGCGGGUGCGAACAGCAGUCGGCCCGUCUGCGACCUCGGGUGACUUGCAGCAGUUUGUGCAGCUUCUGCGUCUUGCUGGGCCCGAGGAUUUAGAGAAUUUCAACAAUGAGCAAUUGUCAUUGGAUCAGACGCUCGAAGAGUUGACUACUGGUGCAGACUCAGAAUGUCUUCCUAACGCCGGCCCUGCAGAGUCUCCAGCAGCUGCCGGGGGUGAAGAGUCCUUACAACCGCCGUCUAAAUCGGCAGUAUGGAACCCAGACCGCUUGAUGUCUAACAUACUGGUGGAAGCUGUCCAGUCCGCGGGUAGCAAUGGUCUUUCUAAUUUCGAUGCGCGGCAGAUCAUCACAGGCGAUUUUGUGCGCCGGCAGCUGGAAUCCCUCCUCCACCGCGUCUCGUGCGAGUCGUUAGUUGUCCAACCGCCACAUCUUCGACACCUUGCUAUCAUACGUCACGCCGUAACAGAGGACGGUAUCAUAAGAUGGAUACACUACUCAUGGGACGAGUUCAAGCAGCAUGCCGGAGAAACAGGCAUUGACAUCACCGCAAUUCCAGGCGCUAAGCGGGCGUUCAAAUCCCCAGGGCAAGACGAGUCCGACAGCCGUGAGGAUGGUGCGGCUGACCGAGCCUCCGGCCUCGACGAGUUUGGGUUUCCCGUGCAGAACUUGUUGCCGCUCCAGGUCAGGGGAGGUGAGACCACCUUUUCGAGCCUUGUGCUAGCGACCGCCGCUGGAGACGUCGCAGCACGAAGAGGAGAGUUGGUCGUCGCUAAGAGGGGAGCACAGCUUGCCUUAGACAUGCGCGAUGAACUGCCGGCCUUGCCUCACACCUCGGAUCGACGAUCUCGUCGAGGAGCAAAGUCUCAAGCACCUCCAAAUCCUCGACAAACGCCCAAUCGGAAGACAUUUACCAAUGAGAACGCUGAAGUCCCGCUCGGCCGUCCUCGCAAGUACAUGCGAGGUACGGAAAAAUUCUGGCGUAUGCAAUUCAAGCAAGCUAGACUCGAUGCCGGCCACGACGAGAAAACCGUAAAGAAGGGAAACAUGAGAGAUCCAGUUGCCAAAGCAUUGUACGCCGCUCGUCCUGCGGACUUUGAUCAGACAUUGGUUAAGGCUUUGGACGCCAAAUUGCCGGUCCCUCUCGGUGCAGAUGAGAUAGGCGAGGACUGGAUAACUUCCACAAGAGCCAUCCUAAAUCGCUCGAUGGAAGGCGUCUAUAUGUCUCCGGCCGGCUUACGUUGGGACAAUUUUGGAAAACGUUCACGUGUUAUGAUUGUCAGAACACCACGCCUGGCCUCUCUUGCGCUUGUUGACAGAAGCGAGGUUCAUCUGUGGCAACGUUGGCCCUCCAGCGCAUCACACAGCUUCGUGUACCGGCCAUAUCACCCUAAAAAGUCAGUCAAGGCACGUCGCCCCUCACGCCCACCAAUCAAAGCGAAGCAUGACAUAGAGGCGACACCUGGCGAAACAACUGAGCAGAAGACGUCAGGGCCAAGGUUGGGUGUAUUCCAUGAGAAACCAACGGCGGCAGCAAGGCUUCCCUUUGGUAUCGUAAACCCUAUCCACCACGAUGCUCAAGUCGACUUAAUAGAGAUCUCAACUGGCGCAGAGCAAGGCCUUCUACAAGAGAACCAUAACGCUGCAGAAAGGGCUCUCUCGCCUGUCACUGUGAUUGAGACCGUCUCAAGCGAACAUAGACAGAUCAGCCCGGGUCACAAUGAAAGCGUACCCGACAAGAACAGCACUCCGGAGGUGUCAAUCGCGCCGAAAGCCAGAAGCAUACAAAUAUCCCCUGUUAGAUCAUCCCGGAAGCGCAAACUAACAGAAAAAGCAGGUCAGAUGCUGGAGAGCGGGCAAACCAGGAGUAUGCGCCAGUCCUCCAAGACAAGAGCAAUGCCUUCCGAAGGCUCUACUGUUGUGCAGGUUGUCGAUAGAAUUGAUGUCACUGACCACGACCCUGGACCGUGGACCGGCAUCGUGGCAGCUGCUGCUUCACCAAGUCCUUCUUUGACAGCGGAACUCCCUGAAGAGCCCGCAGAAGUGCAGGGCUACACCACUGCCUCCGGGAGUAGGGCUCGCUCGGCGACUCCCACCAAGAUAUCUACGCCAAGAACGGGGAAGAACACAAAUGAACCCGGCACAGUUGAGGUGUCACAGAUACCAGCGAAGCAAAAACGCAACAGUGGGGCCCUUGGUUUGUGUCGCAGCAUCGUACUGGAGCUCGUUAAGAUGACAGCUGGAGCUGUACCGAAUGAUCAUAUCACCCUGAGGCGUAUCUCUGUCGCCCGGUGGCAGGAGGCUGGCGAGGAGGACCGACCUUUGCUUAAAACCAUCAAGGCGGCGAUCAAGUCACUUUGCGAGUUGGGCAAAUUGAAAUCGGUGACAUUCAACUAUCGGGGCAACUCCACCACCAUGGUCAAAGGUUCAGUCCUUUUCUUGCCGAGCAUUCACCCCGAGUCUCAGUUAGUUGAAGGUGUCAAGCAGUCAAUCAAAGACGCCCAUCCUGUUGAUUACAUCCCCUCGGAAUGGAUUGCGGAGGGUUGCCGCCCACCUCUUUUCAACAAGAAUGCCUCAAGUAGAGGCCGAGAACUCGACGAUGAGAUACAAACGCCCACAGCAAGGAGAUUUCGGACACCUUCGAUCGACACCGAGGAGAGGACCGAAGAGAGGCCAUCCAAGCGACACCGAAGAGCUUCAUCUGUCGCAACGAAUCCAACAUUGGUUUCUGUGGUUGAGGCACUCACUGGGAAUCAACCAAAGCCACCACUUGAACCGACGCCAGCGACUGCUGCGACAGGCUUCAUUACACUGAAAAUCCCAUCUCUUGUUUCGCACCCCGCUUAUCAGCUCCAUAUCUGGCGAACGACUUGCCCCGUCAUCGCUUUGCUGUCCGACGUCUCGUCUUGGAACCCCUGGAGGUCGAAGAGUGUGCAAGUAAAGACACGUCGGAAGAAGACAGGGAGAAGAGGAUCCCAGUUGCCCGGCAAAUUUCUUCUCUGGAGGAACUUCCCUUCCUCAUUGGAUGACAUUCUGCAGCUUCCCGGUCUGGAACUAGACUAUGCCCAGUUUGUGUCAGAAGGUCUGGGUCGAAAUUGGGAACGCUUUGCAUGUGAGGUGGAGGGUGUCCGUGCUUGGGAAGAACAAGAAUCAGAGUCUGCGGCUGCGACGAGGUCUAAAUACGGCUUCAUCAACCACAUCAUCCCGAAAGCGCUCUACACUGAGGCCGAGCUCCCCGCGAGGGCGGAGUUUGAAGCCCUUGUCCACUUCGACCAGGAUGGCAUGGAAUUGCGAAGUGCAUAUCCGCCUGCUGAAUCAUGGCCUCCAUUCGUGGAUGCCUUGCGUGCUUCGCCUGAGGCAGCUUCUCAGAUUGCUGGAAUCGAUGCUUUGAUGCUGCAAACAAUGCCACCUCCACCGCCUCCCAACGCUACCCAACCCCUUCGUGGUCCUCGACGCACCAGUCGAGUCCCCAAACGGAAGAUGACUGAGGACAAUGACUUCCUCGCCUCCGAACUGGAUGCUGCGCUAGAACCUGCACUAAAGCGACGCAGGGAAGCGCCCGAGGCUUCGAGAAAGACAUCCACCGCCAACGCCCUGAAGCGCAGGGCUCUCUCGGGCCUUGCCUCUGCACCUCGACGCCUCACUCGAGGCGAGAGAUGGACUCAGGACAUGGCAGAAGACCGGAUCCAACGGAUCAUCGUGUCUGUUGUCGUCGUCCGUGCACUCGCUGGCGGAGUUGAAGGCUCCAUCGACUGGUCGGUUGUUAUGACGCUGUUUCCAAAAAGCAAAGAAGUUUUCAUCAGGUCCAGCUGGGAAACGCUGUCAAGCAGGCGCAGCACAAACAUCCAGGCUCUUUCUGAAGAAUUCCAGUGCAAAUAUAUUGAAGGCUUGGAGUCUGGCAAGGCUCCGUCCGUCAAUCUCGAGCAACUCGAUGCCACAGACUGGUCCGCUAUCGUCGAAUGGGGCCUUGGGAACCUGGACUACUCCGGCGUGAAGCACCUUGCAGAGUUCACUGAAAUAGAACUUCCUGACACGCGUGAUGAUUUCUUGGACGAUUAUGGUCUAACUUUCGAUGAACCCAAGCAGUACUACGGUUUUGCAUCACACCCCUCAGCCCUACCUAAAGAUGGAAACACAAGAUCCUUGGUCUUUGGCGUAGACUACACGUCUUCUACCAAGCCAACUUUCCUCCACUAUCAUCCGCAUUGCGAAAAGCAGCUAGGCAACAACCCGGACCUCCACCUAGCAAAAAGCUGGGUCCUGUCUGCAGUCCUUUGCCCCUCCUCAACGUUCAACGCCUCCCUCGCACACGCUAAGCUAUCGACAUUGUCCUCCACUCCUAUGGACUGCGAACGUCGUCUCGGCCAGGCGUUGAAACUCCUUGAGGAUGCGAAAUUUGUCCAGCGAGUACCACAGAGACGUCAAGUCAGUUCGCCUGACCCAAGCGGCAUGCGUGCCUGGGAAGCUCAUCCCGGAUUUCUCGGCCGCUUUGAGGCGCUCGGGCUGGUUUCGCCAGAGACGCUCCGAGGAGCAAUCCAGUUCAAGCGCGAGAUUCUGGACAGGGCCUUCGGAGUGGGGGACGUGGUUAUGCCGGAGAAACAUGAGGAUCUCCCGGCCGCGGAGAUGUUCGCGGUGCUGAAUCUCAUGGCACAGGGCCAAAUAACAGCAAGGCCAGGCCCGGAUGUGCCCUGUACAAGGUAUGGCCUCGAUCAUGAGAGGGUGGGUUAUCGGACAAGGGAUAUGGACAAGCAAGCCUUGGGAUUUGGAGUUGAACUUCGCCCUGCAAAGGGAUAUGUCCUUGGUGAUCCAUUGGUUGACGCGAGGGGAAUCCCCAUCCCCACAGGUGAGGCUGACGGGGAGAGAAGACCAAUCCCACCUUGGGUGGAUAUCCAUGGAAAUGUGAAUAUGCGGCUGUGGGAGAUUUUCCUGGCAGGGGUGAUGGGCUUGGUUGCCCAGAUGCCUGGAAUUUCGGCAAGGGAUGCAUCCAGGGCUUUCGGGAACGCACUGGGGAUGGGGGAAGUGGAGAUGAUCCUUGCUUGGGCUGAACAGGGUGGGUUUGUCAAGGUGGAUGAGAAGACCCGGGGAUAUCAGACAGCAGGGUGGUGGUGGUUGUGCAUUGACAAGGCCGGACCGGCGGCGGAGUAA